AUGUCGAACGAACAUCUUGCAUUAAAAGGCGUUCUUGUUGGCCAUAAUGAUUGGGUAACACAAAUCGCAACAACACCACAAUUUCCUGAUAUAGUUUUAUCAUCAUCACGAGAUAAAUCGAUUAUAAUUUGGCAAUUGAAUAAUCAACAUGACCCAACUGGUGAAAGUACAUCAUGUGGUGUACCAAGUAAAGCUUUACGUGGUCAUUCACAUUUUGUUUCGGAUGUUGUUAUAUCAAGUGAUGGUCUCUUUGCUGUCAGUGGUUCAUGGGACAGUUCAUUACGUCUUUGGGAUUUAUCAGUUGGUACAAGUACACGACAAUUUGUCAGCCAUAAAAAAGAUGUAUUAAGUGUUGCAUUUUCGGCUGAUAAUCGACAAAUUGUUAGUGGUAGCCGAGACAAAACAAUUAAAUUAUGGAAUACAGUCGGACAAUGCAAAUAUACAAUUGUCGAUGAUAACCAUUCUGAUUGGGUCUCAUGUGUACGUUUUAGUCCAAAUCAAAAAGAUCCACUUAUUGUCUCAGCUGGUUGGGAUAAACUUGUUAAAGUUUGGAAUUUAACUAAUUGCAAAUUACGUACAAAUCAUUAUGGUCAUAAUUCAUAUAUCAAUACUGUUACAGUAUCACCUGAUGGUUCAUUAUGUGCUAGUGGUGGUCGUGACGGUAAAGCUAUGUUAUGGGAUCUUAAUGAUGGAAAACAUUUAUAUACACUUGAAAGUGGUGAUAUCAUUAAUGCAUUAUGUUUUUCACCUAAUCGAUACUGGCUUUGUGCUGCAAGUGGUUCAUCAAUUAAAAUCUGGGAUUUGGAAACAAAAACAGUCGCUGAUGAAGUUAAAUCAGAAAAACAAUGUACAUCAUUGGCAUGGUCUGCUGAUGGUCAAACAUUAUUUGCUGGUUUUACUGAUAAUCAAAUACGAGUAUUUGAAGUACAACAACGUUAA
This is a messenger RNA of Adineta steineri, 939 nucleotides long. The record is from the annotation of a GenBank genome assembly. Lineage: Eukaryota; Metazoa; Rotifera; Eurotatoria; Adinetida; Adinetidae.